AUGGGCUCUUCUGUCGUGUGCGAGAAUGACACUAACAACAAAUAUGUUUCCCUCACUGUCUUGGAGAUUUUGAGGGACUCUAUAACUCUUUGCGACCACUUGAACUCCGUGAUUCCUGUGCCUGCUGUAUUCAAAGAGAAAUCUAAUUUGGAUGGAAUCGUGUACGUUGACGAUGUUCUAGCCUAUCUGACACGGGAUGUGAUUACAUUGAAGGUACUUUGGCGGUGUAACUCAUUCACCAUUUUUUCAGAUCAUGAACUAGAUCCUCUUACGGGUUCAACAAAAUCAAUAGGUUCAUCAGUGGGUAUCGCGGGAAGCUUAUCAUCGCUUAAAUCGGAUGAUUGGGAGCCCAAGUCUCUUCCAAAUCUUCUUUGGGAGUCCGGGAAGUAUGAUAUUGAUAUUAUCAGGUCAGCUAUCCAUAUUUUUUUCGAGGCACCCACAUGCGACGUCGCGAGGAUUCAGGCUAGCGAGAUUAUUGCAUUUACCGAGACUCGUGUCUCAACUUUGAGCGCCUCAACUGGCGUGUCCCCAAAGUCUUUAUGGCUGAAGUUUCAUCUCGUUUGCGAAGAACUAAGGAGAAGCGGCCAGAAGCCAUUGUCCUUGCAUCUCGUAUCAGGCAUGGUUAUGUGCGCUCAGAUGAACGGAAUCGGCAUUCAUAGAAAGUCACAUUUUUUCGAGGACAUCUCAAGUAAUUGUGCAAGCUCGACACUAAAUGCCAUUUUGAACGUUCUUAAAGCUAGGGUCUCUUCAUCUACAAUGAGACAAAUACGAAAAUUCUUUGAAAGUCCCAACGUUUUGUUAGAGGAUAGAAUAUCAGACUUCGCACAAUCAAUAUUAAUGGGAAAGUUCUGCGAAGCAGAGAUUGGUAUGGUACUCGAAAAAAUUGACACGAACGUUUUGAGCCUUAUUCAUCAGCUUUCAGCAAAGCCUAUAAUUGAUGUCGAACAGGACUUUGAAAGAAGUGCCGAUAAUUUGUCUACCUUUUCCAAAUUAUACGCUAUCAAUACAUUUCGAUCGGUGAUUGAGUCCCACAGAUCCUUCCUUCUACAUGUCGCAAUACUAUUUUUCAUGUGUGAAAUUAAUAGCGAAAUUGUGAAUGUUUUGAGACGCAUACAUGAUUAUUUAUCGAAAUAUAACAUCUUGGAGAGAAUGUUUGAAACAUCCUUCUGUGACAAUAAUGCGCUCUCCUUAGAGAAGGAUUCCAUUCGAAGACUAGAUCUUUCCGUAUUCUGGUGGAUUGUGGGAGAUCGUGAGAAUUUGGUAAACCGCAUUAAAAAGCAUGAAAUGGUUGAGGCCUUUGAUGUCGUGUGUCAUUCUUUCCUUACGGAAGAGUUCGAUAUUUUGAUUUCAAGCUUGAUUCUUCGGCUUAUAGAUUGCGAUGAGUGGGACUUUGCUCACGAGAAUUUUGGAAUGUAUUUAAAUGUCGCUAAUCAACAGCAGAGGUAUAUUCGAGGUAUUUUGUCAUUAUUUAUGGGAAAUUUUGAAGAUUUUGGUACUUAUUGUACUGACCCUGCAAUUAUGAGCACGUUGAGAGAAUCCCGGUUUUUUUCUAGAGUUCUUCCAAAUUUGAGUCCCCAGUCACGAUUCAAGAGCAUUUUCCAUCUAGCACAUGCAGAAGUUCAGAAUGCAGAUGAAUGGUUACCUUUAUACUUUCAUUCCUUGUCUCAGUUAUGCGUUGGCUACUCCUCAAGUGGUAGUCUUCCGUCUGUUGCCCGUCCCAAGUUUAUUGCUCAAGCUGUCUUGCUUGAAAGUAAUGCUGUGAAAUUGUUUCAUAAAAGCUCCAAUCAACCGCCUUUAAAGCAUCAAAAAAACCUCUUCGAGCUAUCACUUAAGAUAAGAAAUUUCGAAGGUUCCCUCGAAGCGCUUGAGUCAAUCCUGACCCAAGUGGAAAGGACUCAUUUAAAAAGGCUCUUCUUUGAUUUGCUUAGUUGCAUCAUCUCGAGCAAUUCUCAAAACCUUUUAUUUGAAACAAAAUUAUCGCGAUAUCUUGCAAGGCACUAUAACUUGAUCGACUCUACCUUAUUGGAAAUCGCAAAUGAUGAUCUUGUUUUGUGGAGAUCAUUGAAGACUUAUCAGGUCCUUUAUGCAUGGCGCAUUCGUGGUUCGGUAGCACUUUGCAACAAUUCCUUUGGAAAUCUCAGGGGUGCACUCGAGUCUCUUUACAUCUUUAUCACACGGUUCAGAAUGGAAAAGGAACUGUUUAAAAAGGUUGGCAAGGCAUGGGCUGAUUAUAGGCGGUUUAAGCUCAAAAUCUUGGAACUUUAUAUGAUAAUUAUCAACGGCGUCAGAUCGUUGAAGAACGAAGAUGAACGUUGGAUCAGAAGACAAAACGGGCAGAAAUUUGAAAUUGUCGAUAUCAACACCUUGACUUCUGAGUAUCUAGGUUGGCUACAGGAGUUGGAAGAUGAAUUGCCAACCUCAAUCGAUGUUUAA
Candidozyma auris is the source of this 2433-nucleotide messenger RNA. RefSeq lists its product as uncharacterized. The coding region runs from base 1 to 2433 and encodes 810 amino acids. The transcript has a single exon. The record is from RefSeq and is a predicted model, not a curated record. Lineage: Eukaryota; Fungi; Ascomycota; Pichiomycetes; Serinales; Metschnikowiaceae.